AUGGCCUCCCAGGCUAUUCACAAAGCUAUUUCAGAUGCAGCUCUCCAGUACGAGAAGCCCGAGGGCAAGGUCUUCGAGUACGGAACUGCAGGGUUUCGUAUGAAGGCUGACCUCCUCAACACUGUCGUCUUCGCUGUCGGUCUACUCGCCGGUCUUCGCUCAAAGAAGCUCAGUGGACAAUGGAUCGGUGUUAUGGUGACCGCUAGUCACAACCCCGCCGAGGAUAAUGGCGUCAAGCUGAUUGACCCCAUGGGUGAAAUGUUGGAGGCCGAGUGGGAACAAUAUGCGACCAAGCUGGCGAAUGCGCCCCUCGACAAAAUUGCCGAUGUAUACAAUGAGCUGGUCAAGGAGAUCGACGUCAACAUGGCCAACCCCGCGCGUGUGGUCUUCGCUCGUGACACUCGUGCUUCUGGAUCUCGUCUGGUGGGUGUCCUCAACGCCGCUCUGACUGCGACCGAGGUCGAGUUCAUCGACUUCAAGUACAUGACAACCCCCCAGCUUCACUAUGUCGUGCGCUGCAAAAACACCUUGGGUACGCAAUACGAGUACGGCGAGCCUACGGAACAGGGCUACUACGAGAAACUCGCCGCAUCUUUCAAGAAGGUCAUGAAGGGUGCCAAGGUCCAGGGCUCUUUGACCGUGGACUGCGCCAAUGGCGUCGGCGGCCCCAAGCUGCGGGAUCUGAUCAAGUAUCUGAAUUCUGUGAUUGACAUCAAAGUGGUCAAUGAUGACGUGAUCAACCCUGACAGUCUGAACUUUGACUGUGGUGCCGACUACGUCAAGACGAAACAGCGUGCCCCUCCCUCGUCAAAGGCUGCCCCCCUCGAUCGCUGCGCCUCUCUCGACGGCGAUGCGGAUCGUUUGGUCUACUACUUUGUUGACGAUAGCAACGUCUUCCGCCUCCUGGACGGUGACCGCAUCGCAACCCUCGCGGCCUCUUUCAUUGGGGACCUCGCUCGUAAUGCCGGCAUUGCUCAAAAACUGAAGAUUGGAGUUGUCCAGACCGCCUAUGCAAACGGUGCGAGCACCGACUACAUCGAGAAGGUGCUGAAACUUCCAAUCAUCUGCACAAACACCGGCGUCAAGCAUCUCCACCAUGCGGCUCUCCGCUUCGACGUCGGUGUCUACUUUGAGGCCAACGGCCACGGCACAGUCACCUUCUCUGAGAAUGCGCUAAAGGUGAUCAAGAACACCGAGCCUCAGUCUCCUGCUCAGCAGCACGCCCUGGAGUGCCUCCAGGCUCUCACCGACCUCAUCAACCAGGCAGUCGGUGAUGCCCUUUCGGACAUGCUUCUCGUCGAGGCCAUUCUCGCGCACAAGGGCUGGUCUCCCAAGGAAUGGCUCGGAACCUACACCGAUCUCCCAUCCCGUCUUGUUCGCGUCGAAGUAAACGACCGCUCCAUCUUCAAGGCAUACGACGCGGAGCGCAAGCUGGAGUCCCCAGCCGGUCUUCAGGAUCAGAUCGAGUCUCUGCAGUCUCGCUACAACAAGGGUCGCAGCUUCGCUCGCGCUAGCGGUACCGAGGAUGCCGUUCGUGUCUACGCCGAAGCCGCCAGCCGCUCCGAAGCCGAUGAUCUCGCUACUCGCGUGGCAAAUGCUGUUCGUGAGGCAGGCUCCGAGUCCCAGUAA
Molecule: messenger RNA, 1629 nt
Organism: Penicillium diatomitis
Lineage: Eukaryota; Fungi; Ascomycota; Eurotiomycetes; Eurotiales; Aspergillaceae
Gene: agm1
Product: phosphoacetylglucosamine mutase PCM1
Exons: 6
Coding region: 1-1629 (542 amino acids)
Biological process (GO): carbohydrate metabolic process; UDP-N-acetylglucosamine biosynthetic process
Molecular function (GO): magnesium ion binding; phosphoacetylglucosamine mutase activity
Source: RefSeq, a predicted model, not a curated record